AUGGGAGAACAAUGCACCAAAACAGUCAGAGAAGAGAGAACGGGAAUUCGAUGGUACUUCACCACUAUGCUUCAAGACCUCGACUUUGUGGACGACAUUGCCCUUCAAUCAUCAACAAUGAACCAUCUUCAAUCCAAGACGACAAAACUGGAAGACAACUCAGCAAAAGUUGGGAUGAAGCUGAAUGCCAAGAAGUGUAAAGUGAUGAAGAUAAACAACAAGAGUGAAUCCAGCCUGAUAGUCGGAAGCAGUGAAACCGAAGAGGUGGACAGCUUCACUUACCUAGGCGCCAAUGUCACCAAGGAUGGGAUUCUCAAGGUCAGAUGGCAGCAGCAUAUCUCUAACAAGACAGUUCUGGAGAUGACGGGAGCAGAAAGCAUCAGUGGCGAGGUGAGGAGGAGGAGAUGGUAUUGGAUCGGCCAUGUACUGAGAAAGGAUCCAACAGAUGACUGUGUUGUGGCCCUCGGGUGGACGUCUGAGGGGAGAAGGAAGCGAGACCGCCCCAAGACAACAUGGCGGCGGAUGGUGAAGGUGAAGCGUUGA
Molecule: messenger RNA, 543 nt
Organism: Saccostrea echinata
Lineage: Eukaryota; Metazoa; Mollusca; Bivalvia; Ostreida; Ostreidae
Exons: 3
Coding region: 1-543 (180 amino acids)
Source: RefSeq, a predicted model, not a curated record